Myotis myotis is the source of this 1397-nucleotide messenger RNA. RefSeq names its product calcium voltage-gated channel auxiliary subunit gamma 1 (gene CACNG1). Gene Ontology annotation, cellular component: membrane; L-type voltage-gated calcium channel complex. Gene Ontology annotation, molecular function: calcium channel regulator activity; voltage-gated calcium channel activity. Gene Ontology annotation, biological process: regulation of calcium ion transmembrane transport via high voltage-gated calcium channel; calcium ion transmembrane transport. The coding region runs from base 113 to 871 and encodes 252 amino acids. The transcript is spliced from 4 exons. NCBI's taxonomy places the organism in Eukaryota, Metazoa, Chordata, Mammalia, Chiroptera, Vespertilionidae. The record is from RefSeq and is a predicted model, not a curated record.
GCCUCGCCCCUCUGCACCAUAAUUGCCGCCACCACCCCAGCCCGGCCGCCACCUGCCUGGGGAGACACUGCCACCCGACCCUGCCCAGAGCACCCACUCCUUCGCGACCACCAUGUCCCAGACCAGAACGCUGAAGGUCCGCCUGACACUCUUCUGCAUCCUGGUGGGCAUCGUGCUGGCCACGGUGGCCGUGGUGACCGACCACUGGGCCGUGCUGAGCCCCCAGGUGGAGCACCACAGCGCCGUCUGCGAGGCAGCCCACUUCGGCCUCUGGCGGAUUUGCACCAAGAGUAUCAUCGUGAGCGGCAGCAAGGACAAGAGCUGCGGACCCAUCACCCUGCCUGGGGAGAAAAACUGUUCCUACUUCCGGCAUUUCAACCCAGGCGAGAGCUCAGAGAUCUUUGAAUUCACCACUCAGAAAGAGUACAGCAUCUCGGCCGCCGCCAUCGCCAUCUUCAGCCUCGUCUUCAUCAUCAUGGGAACCAUCUGCGUGCUCCUGUCCUUCACCAAGAAGCGGGACUACCUGCUGAGGCCGGCAUCCAUGUUCUACGCCUUUGCAGGUCUCCUCCUUGUCCCUGCGGAAGCCCCAGCCAACAGUGGGCACAGGCCGGGUGGGGCCCUGAGCGUCCCCGCUCUGCCCUCAGGUCUCUGCAUCUUCGUCUCGGUGGAGGUCCUGCGGCAGUCGGUGAAGCGCAUGAUCGACAGCGAGGACACGGUCUGGAUCGAGUACUAUUACUCCUGGUCCUUCGCCUGCGCCUGCUCCGCCUUCGUCCUCCUCUUCCUGGGCGGCCUGGCCCUGCUGCUCUUCUCCCUGCCUCGCAUGCCCCAGAACCCCUGGGAGUCCUGCAUGGACUCGGAGCCUGAGCACUAGCCCUCCUGGGGUCCCAGCGACUCUCAGGGCUUUCCCCCCAGGAAGCCCAGCCCAGAACAUUCUAGAAAGGAGGCGGGAGCGUCACAUCUCUCCUGUUCCCACCUGACCCACACUGCUGCUGCGGCUUCCCCUCCCCUGGCGCCUCUCUGGGCUGCGACAGGCGCCUGGGGAGUCCAGCAAGUGGACACGAUCCAGACCUGCCCUCGGUGGGAAGGAGGCGGGCCCAGCAGGUGCACAGGUGUCUGCAAAGGCCCGACCUCCCGCUGGAGCUCGUAGUCAUCCCCACGGCGCCAGCUGUCUGAUAGGCUGGCUGCCGUUGUCCUGUGAGCCUGAUCAGGGACGCCCUGUGCUCAUUACCAGCUCGGGGUGUCCUCCGGGGCAAGCAGCCAGCCCCUCGGUCCUUGGCGACAAGACGCACUGUGUUUGGUGAGCUGACCCCGACCUCGCCUUCUCUGAGGCCGGAGAAGCAUCUUUAACUGGGUAUUUUCUGACUGUGGUUUGAAAUAAAAGUUCUUUGAAAACUUGC